Messenger RNA from Micropterus salmoides (largemouth bass), 6236 nucleotides. RefSeq names its product ankyrin repeat and fibronectin type III domain containing 1 (gene ankfn1a). Gene Ontology annotation, biological process: establishment of mitotic spindle orientation; regulation of establishment of bipolar cell polarity. Bases 694 to 5172 code for a protein of 1492 amino acids. Gene Ontology annotation, molecular function: protein binding. The transcript is spliced from 26 exons. Lineage: Eukaryota; Metazoa; Chordata; Actinopteri; Centrarchiformes; Centrarchidae. Gene Ontology annotation, cellular component: spindle. The record is from RefSeq and is a predicted model, not a curated record.
UCUGUCCCUCCUCCUUCCCUUUUUAUUCUCUCUCUUCCUUCUUCCCUCUCUUUUCCUCUUCUUUCUGCCUGUCCUACUUCCUUCCUCUUCCUUUAUUCCCUUCUUCGAGUGUAUGUCCAGAAUUAGAGAUACAGAUUGCAUUUGUUUCCUCUGCAGGCUCUGACCACCUCUCCCUCUCUCCCCCCGGGUUAAUUGACAGCUGCAGAGUGUGAGUCAGCUGAGUGUUGAGGCUCGGCCCUCCCAGAUGUGGGGCUGGGCGUCUGUGCGGUGAGUCCACCGCAGUGAAAUCUGAGUCCUCCGGCCUGGCUGCUUGUAUUUUGGGAUGUUUUACACGGGGCAGGACAAAGACACGUUUCCAGGCGGCAGCGCAGUCUGAGCAGAUGUUUCUGCUCUGGGAAAAGCAGAAGAAGAAGAAGCGACCUUGUUUCUGCAGAAGAAGGAAGAGUGAAAGACGGUAAAGUUGUGCUGAGUGUUGCCUCUGCAGAGCCACAGAUUACUGCAGCUGCGGAGGGGAAGCGCAGCUGACUGAAAAGCGAAACCGAGGAUACAUUUAGAGGAUAAAGAUGUUUCUUUUGUGGAUAAAAAUGCGCCCCGUAGGUUUGAAGGUUUGCUGACAUGAACUUUGACUGGGAGCAGAGCUGCGUUCACAUCGUUAGCUGACCCGCUCCUGAUUCCCUGCAGAUAUGGCUGAAGAUGUCUGUGGAUUCUGAUAACGCCUGUGUUUUGCUGUCACCGCGAGACUCCAGGUCCUCCUGCGUCUUCCGAACCGCAGACGAGAAAGAUGACCUCCCAGAAGUGGGAGAGGAGAGUGUCCUGGAGAUGCUGAGCUACUCCAAGUUCUCCGACCUUGAGACAUGGCUGUGUAUGCCGUCCUCGCUGCUGCUGCCCAGGGCCCUGGACUCCACCCGCACCACCUCCUCCUCCUCCUCCUCCUCCUCCUCCUCACAUACAUCCAACCACUCUUCCAAUUCCCCGCCAAUCUCCUCCUCCUCCUCCCCGGCCUCCAACUCCCGUCGCUCCACCUGCAGCGAGUCAGGAGAGGCCGACACACCACUCAGGUCACCAGGGGGGGACUCCACCUUCCUCACCCCCGCGCUGGCGAAGGAGAUGCCCUUUCUGGCCACGUCCCUCCUCCCCGUCCUCUCCUCCACGCCUGCCGCCGCCGUGCAGAGCUCAGGGACGUCAGCCAAAGACUCCGCCUCCCAGAGCGGCGUCAGCAUCAGGAAGCGGCGGCGGCUCGCUGCCAGUCCUGGAGGACUCCACUGGAACUCUGCAGGUUCGGUGCAGCGCGACUUCUGGUCACCUGAUCCGUCUCCCGUGUCGGGGGUGAGCGCGGCGGCUGCUGCAGGAGGUAGGGGUGCGAGGAGCCUCCCCCCGGCCGGAGGAGGUGGGGCGGCGUGGGCCAGCGACCGGGCGGCCCUGAGGAAGACGGUUUCGGCUGACGGAGAGCAGCCACACCUGAGACUGCUGAGUCGGCUGGAGAGAGGCAGGAGGAAGCUCCGCAACAUCCACAGCCUGGGAACCACGGGCCGAUACGACACCAGGAAGAAGUCUGACAGUAAGAUCUCUCGUUUGGCCCAGAAGUGGAACCAGAGGCCGGCAGGAGAUGCUCUGAUCAAAGACCUGAAGCCCCUGUUUUACACGGGAAUACCCGGAUCCUCACUCAGCCUGGACAGCAGACGCCUCCCGGGUGUCAUGACCCAGCAGAUGCAGAACCUACAGUUGUCCCAGACCAGGAAGUGCCCCGGUGGGCCGGCCUCCCCCAGCGCCGCCAAGCGCCUCUACCGGAACCUGUCGGAGAAGCUUCGAGGAAGCACCUCCUCCUUCGAAGAUGCCUACUUCUUCGGCAAGACGGACCGUCUCCGCAAAGCCUCGACCAUGCAGGGCAGCGACUGCAUCUUCGAGGCCGUGGAGCAGCAGGACCUGGACGCGGUGCAGAUCCUCCUCUACCAGUUCUCGGCGGAGGAGCUGGACCUGAACACGCCCAACAGCCAGGGCCUGACGCCGCUGGACAUCGCCAUCAUGACCAACAACACGCCCAUCGCCAAACUGCUGCUGAAGGCCGGCGGCAAGGAGAGCCCACACUUUGUGAGCGUGGAGAGUCGGGAGGCCCACCUGAGCUCCCUGGUGGUGGAGGCUGAGCGGCGGGCGGCGGACCUGGCGGCUCAGGCGCAGAAAGACGGCCUCUUGUUGGAGGCCUGCCACAAGGACAAACAGCUGAAAGCCUGGGAGUGGAGGAGCAAGCUGUACAAACGCAUGAGGACGGGCUUCCAGCACGCACGUGCCCCGGAGCCCCCGUCUAUGGUUCGUCUGAGCGUGAGCAGUAGCACCACGCUGACCGUCACCUUCCAGGAGCCGCAGUGUCUCAACUCCACCGUUGUGACCAAAUACAGAGUGGAGUGGAGCUGCCUGAAGGAUUUCUCGCUGCUUGCUGGAGAGAUCGUGUUGGAUAAUCUGCAGACCCUCAAGUGCAUCAUCAGCGGCCUCACCACGGGUCGACUGUACUACGUUCGAGUGUCGGCUUACAACAUGAAAGGCUGGGGUCCACCUGCCUCCUCCCUCCCUCCGUCUGCAGCUCCUUCAAAUUGGAGGGAGAGCGACGGUCGGGAGCCCCGGAGGCGAGGCCACAUCGAGGCCAUGGAGCGUCUGCUGCAGCAGGUCCGAGCGACUCACACACACUACUGCUGUGGAGACCCCUCGAAGCUCCAGAACCAGAGCAGGAAGCAGUCCGUCUCCAGGAGUCUGAAGCACCUUUUCAACUCCUCCAACAAGUUUGUGAAAACGCUGAAAAGAGGGAUCUACCUGGCUGCUGUGUUCUACCAUAAGGACAGUUUACUGGUGACAGCGGAGGACCAGAUCCCCAUCGUGGAGGUGGACGACUCCUACAGCAGCUCCCUCAUGCAGGACUUCCUGUGGUUCACUAAGCUGUCCUGUAUGUGGGAGGACGUGCGGUGGCUGAGACAGAGCAUGUCGGUGUCCAUGUCGUCGUCCUCCACCCUGCAGGCCCGGCACAAGAUGCUGACGGCCGCCAGCCAGCUGCAGAGCCUUCUGGGAACUCACAACCUGGGCCGGGUCCACUACGAGCCCAUCAAGGACCGCCACGGCAACGUGCUGCUGGUGACCAUCCACGACACGGAGAGCCAGCACUCGCUGUUCAGCGGGAAGUGGAUGCAGGUGACCAAACUGCAGAGCCAGAGGAAGUCUCUGUCCACGCCCGAGGAGCCGUACGCCCUCGACAUCCUCAUCAUCACCAUCCAGGACAUUUUGGCGUACCAGCGGCGCAGCACUCACCGGCUGGCCCCGGGUCUCUACCUGGGCUUCCUGAAGCUCAGCAGCUCUGUAGACCAGAUCAAAGUCCUGGUGUCCCAGCGGACCCCCAACAUGCUCUGUCACUCCCGCAUACGAGACAACGCCAACGUCUCCAGGGAGGAGUGGGACUGGAUCCGCUCGCUGUCGGCUGCCGGAGAAAAGGACCGCACCGGGGAGGACAGCGAGGAGGCGGAGCCCAGGCCUGAAAGCCACGCCCCUUUGCUGUACUACGAGCUGCAGACGGCGAUCAAGUCUCUGCUGAAACACAUCAACCUACCUCUGCACCAGGCCCGUCACUUCCGUCUCUACAGUCAGGAGGUGGUGGAGCUCGGUCACGGCGUCUCCUUCCUGCUGCUGCUGCCGGCGGCCGACAACGUUUGCUCCGCCCCCGGACAGUCCAACCCCUACAGCCCCCUGUCAGGAUUCCUCCACCUGCCCCUGCAGAUGUUCGAACUCGUUCACUUCUGCACCUACAAAGAGAAGUUCAUCAGCCUGUACUGCCGCCUGUCCUCCGUCCUGGACCUGGACGCCCUCAUUACCCAGCAGGCACUGCGAGAGGCCAUCACUGACAGCGAGGUGGCCACGGCGAAACAGAGGCACCAGCUCAUACUGGACUACAUCCAGCAACUGGACGAGAUGCGGCGUGACCUCCGCUGGAUCACCGACGCCCUGCAGUACGCUCGCUACAAGCAGCCCCGCGGCGGCGUACCGAUCACCUGCCUGGUGGACGCCAACGCUCCCGAUAGCGACUCCGGCCAGCAGAAGACGGACUCCACCUCCUCGGCCAUGGACUACCUGCCCACGCCUUCGCCCUCGCCUGAACUGCGCAGACGGAAAGCCAUCAGCGACUCUCUGCUCGGGUCGGAUGAAGACGGGUCCUCGGAGGUUUUCCUGCCGACGGACAGCGACUACGACUCCAGCGACGCCCUGAGCCCCCGCGAGCUGGACCUGCUCUACUCGCCGCCCCAGGAUCUGUCCCAGCAGGCCGUGCACUCGCUGGGCGGCAGCGCCCCGGACGUGCUCCAGAUCCACGAGCUCAGGUACAGCGUCUGCACGCCCAAAGACCUCCCCCUCUCUCCGGUGGACCCCCCUCUCUCCUCGCCGCUCCUCCCCCACUCCCCGUCUCUAUCCAGAAACUUCCCGUUCUCCACCUCUGGUCUGCCUCGCUCUCCCUCCCUCUCCAGGACCCUCCCCACCUCCCCGUCGGGGCCCCUGUCCCCCCGAUUCUCCACGGACCUGCCCCUGUCCUUCCCCCUCUCCCCGGUGCUGUCCGACACCACCAAGACCCUGGAGGGUCUCUCCCUCUCCAAGAGCCACCAAGAAGGCGCCGCUUCCCUGAGGGCCCGCGUUAACCCCCCCGCCAAACGCAAACUGCUCUCCAGGAGCCACCGCGGCCAGUACUUCAGCGGGCCGCAGCGCUGGCUCAAGGGCCACAGCGGGGAGAGUCACACCGGGUCUUUAUCUGAGGGCGUCUACACCAAGCAGCUCGACCUGGACCUGCCUCUCCCCGGGGACCCGCCCUUCCUGCAGGGCCCCACCUACGUCAGCCACGCCUCCUGCGUCCUGGAGAGCCGCAAGGGCCGACACCGGGAGCCGCGACCCCACGUCCGCAGGAUCUUCGUGGAGCCCUGUAAGGAGCUGUCGCCGGGCCACGAGAGGAGGGGCUGGGAGGGGGAGGAGGAGGAGGAGGAGGAGGAGGAGGGGAUGAGGGAGGAGGUGAAAGCAGCAGGUGUGUCGGUGUUCGUGGCAGAGGCGGAGCCUGAAGAAGAGGAGGAGGAGCCGGAGGGAGCCGCCACCCAGGAGGUAGACUCAGACGACCAAACCAACGCCCAGGUGUCGGAGCUCCUCAGCAGCACGCUGUAGGAGGCGGCAGUGACGAUUGGCCGGCCGUGUCCUGGCGAGCAGCCCUCGCCUCUCCGUAGAUUGUAAACUUCUCUAAAAGUUGCUGGUUCAACUCCGCCAAGCCUCAGAACCCAUGGCACCGACUGUUACGAAGAGAACAACCAAUGCAACGACAAACCAGGCACUGCUUCUCCGACCAGGAACUUUGCACACUUUGACUGAACGUCAACCAAAAAAACACUCGCUGGUGGUUUGAUUGAUUGAUCGAUUGAUGGUUUGAUUGAUUGAUUGUGGCUCCGUUUCUUUCCAGGUUUAGUUUUAUCAAAUUGAAUGGUUGGAGGAGUUUCCUGCAGGCGGCGCCGCCUUCAGAUGGAUUCUCCUCUGCUUGAAGUGAAUGUACAGUUCAGUCCGUUGGCGUCUCCUGUGUUUUGUUCAGCUUGGGUCUCAAUGUGGUCAAACAAACCUGUGGUCUGUCUAAAGAUUAAAUAUAUAUAAAAAUGAUUCCCCCGAGUCACUAAACCCAGACCACUCGAAACCUUAACACAUGAAGUAUUUUUGUAGUCUCUUUUACCCGAAGUGUUGUCAGAGCAUGACGUGUUUUGUGGGUUUUUUCUCCUGGGCCGAAGCUUCGUGUCCAGUUUGUGCCUCCUCCGGGUUCUGCAUGAUGAUGUCAGGGGUCGGCGGGGGAGGGGGGAGGGAAAUCUGCACUUUGGCCCUCGGGACCCGACGGUGUUUUUGUGUCGUGCUGUCGUGUUGAGCUUCUCUUUCCGUGUUUCCUCCGAGGCUGCUGGUGUGUUUUUAUCUUUUGUGUAUUAUUUCUUUUUUUACAACUCGCACCAAAAAAAAACCUGCACCUGUUUUCAGAGGAACGCCCGUCGGUCGGUCGGUCCGAGAGCUGUUCAGGUUCCUCAGAUGUAUGCACGCCGUUUUCAAAAGUGCGUUUUUAAUGUUUGCACAUAAAAAUGAUGGAAUAAAAGCUAAUUGAAUCUAUUUGAUGCAGUUUGGACUUUAACUGUGGCAGCUUCUAUCACUAAUGACUGUAACAUGUUCCAACAAAGUGUUGAUGAUAAAGACGUAUGAAGUGU